AUGCCGAAGCCCCACGUGCCGCUCGGCCGGCGCGGGCCGCGGAUAUAUUACUUCCUGCCUAAUCUGGCACUCCUUUUUUGCGUCAACCAGGACGCGCCAUCCUUCGGCAAAACCGCGACAAUGCUGCACCACGCGACGUACGCUGAGCACCAGGAUAACACCGUCCUUGUCGAAGUGCCCCCAGUGGGAACCGCGAUCCAGGUGGGCGCCAAUAAGCUCAUGGCGCUCAUCGAACGCGAGCGCGCGCUGGCCGUCCAGGCCAUGCAGGGAAACCUUUACGACCUCAAGCUUUACUUGGACGACCACAGACGGAACGCUCAGGCAAGGCAAGCCACAGAUAAUGCGAAGCUAGCGGAGAGUCAGAGACGAUAUACCGAACUCGAAAACCGUUUCAUUGAGCUGCAAAACGUGAAAUGGGCGGACGACACCACGAUUCACGGGCUCAGAAGAAGAGUGAGCUCUCUGGAGCAGGAGUGCCAUAACCUCCGUUCAGAGCUCCUCAAAUCCAAACCACCCGGGGACGAAUCCACUCAAACCACUUCGACAUCGGACACGUUUCUGGCGAGCUAUGGGAUAACACCAGUAGGGGGGAAAGCCCUCUACUUCGGCAACAACUGGCUUUCCCUCUGGAACGAAAUCGGUCGAGGCAUCUACCAAGAAAUGGGGCCCUCUGAGGCUCUGAUGCCCUUGGACCUCGCUGCUCUGCUCCACACCGCGACGGGGCAGGUGCGUCACGACAAGCAGACCAUCCAGACCCUUCGCGACGCCUUGACAGCGUUGACGAGGGGCGCGCAGUUCGCUUCAAUACACGACGAAGAGGCCCUGAAGCCUGCGGCAGCUCCUACCCCCAUGGAGAGUGAACCCGUACCCAUGGUCCUGGACGAUCACCAGCUGGACCCUGAAGGGAUUGAGCACAAAGCGUACGGCGCGGAAUACCAGCCGAAGCUCGAGCACCCUGACACCUACUUGCACGGCUACGCCGAGCCGUUGACUCCCGCCUCUUGA
Molecule: messenger RNA, 1005 nt
Organism: Cyclocybe aegerita
Lineage: Eukaryota; Fungi; Basidiomycota; Agaricomycetes; Agaricales; Hemipholiotaceae
Source: the annotation of a GenBank genome assembly